AUGGAGCAUAAAACUGCAUUGAAAAGACUAAACCUUUUAAAAGGUCAUGUUAACUCUAGUAUAGAUGCUAGAAGAGAAGCAUCUACAGCUACAUUUGAUCUUGCACAUGCUCAAGAGGUGUUAUGGAGCAUUCUUCCAGAAGGAUACUUUGAUGCUCUUGAAUGAGCAUCCGAGCUUCAUGGGCUUCAAGAUCCAUCAUUGCAUUUUGAUGAUAGAGACAAGCUUAGAGAGAACUCAUAUGAUUACUUAUUUGGGUUGAUAAACAAGAUGUUCGAGAAAGGAUAUACUUCGCCAGAGAAAAUUGCUGAAAAUAUAGAUCACUUUUGCUUCACAAUAAAUUCCCCAGGAUUUUUUGACCUUCAUGCGAGUACAAGAUUCAUGUCUCACACAGCUUUGUACUCCAAGACCAUCAAGAAUCUUGGAACAGAAAGGCACCAUGACAUCUUGAUGGAAAGUCUGGCGUUCAAGACUAUUGGAUGCUUCUGCCUCACUGAGCUAGGCCAUGGGUCUAAUGCUAAAGGGCUUGAGACCACAGCUACUUAUGAUAAAAAUGCUCAAGAAUUUGUGAUUAAUUCCCCAACUCAAACAUCCAUGAAAUUUUGGAUAGGGAAUCUUGGCAAAACUGCUCACAAUGCAGUUGUCUUAGCCCAGCUUUUGAUCGAGAAAAACGGAAAACUAGUGAACAAGGGAGUUCACUGCUUUGAAUUCCAGAUUAGGGAUGAGCAAACCCACAUCCCUUUACCAGGUAUUGAAAUUGGAGACUGUGGAAUGAAGAAAGGACUUGACGGAAUUGAUAAUGGCUGGAUGAAAUUUAAUGAAUAUAGAAUCCCAAGAGAAGCAUUACUUAAUAGAUUUGGAGAUGUCACUCCUGAAGGUGAAUACAAGACUGAUAUCCCAAGUGAUGGAAAAAGAUUCGCAACCUCUAUGUCUGCUCUAUCUGGUGGCAGAAUAUCUGUAUUAGCAAGUACAUCUGGUUUAAGUCUUUGGGCAUGCACAGUUGCUUUAAGAUUUAGUGCAGUCAGACAGCAAUUUGGGCCUGCUGAAAAUGAGACUAGGAUCUUGGAUUACCCUCUUCAGCAACAUCGCCUUAUUCCAAAAUUUGCUCAAUCAUUAAUUUUCAUGACAGGAGCCAACAAAGUGAUGGAUCUUUUUCUAAAGAAUUCAUCUAAGUUGUUUGAGCCAGGAAAUAUCCAGACUGAUGUCCUCCACAGUUUAUCCUCGAAUAUGAAAUCUUUUAUAACUCUGAAGUCUCAAGAGACCAUUGCUGACUGUAGAAGAGCAUGAGGAGGACAUGGAUUCUCUUUCUAUUCUCUCUUUGAAAAUAUGCUUCAAUAUAACGAUAUCCACUGCACUUGGGAAGGAGAUAAUCAUGUACUUAGGAUGCAAACAAUGAACUUUAUGUUAAAGAUGAUGAAAUUAGCAUCUCAAGGGAAAUCUCUUCCACAGACAUUGGAGUAUCUUGCUCUUGGACAAUUUGAUAGGCCAAAAUUCUCUGGAUCAGUCUCAAAUACAGAUGAUCUUUUGUUGAUGAUGAGAGAAGUUGCUUGAUAUCAAGCAAUCAAAGCAGCAACAAAAUUAUCGAGCUGAGGACUCCCAAUAAUAGAAGCCUUUGAAAAGUAUCAGCAUUUUGAACUCAAACAAAUGUGUGAAACUUACAACGAUACCUUCUUGCAUGAUAACUUUAAUGAAUUAUUGGCUAAAUUCAGCUGUGAAAAGACAAAGGCAGUGUUUGAGAAGUUAUUCUUGCUCUCAAUGACUCUUACCAUCUAUGAAAAUCCAUCAGUUUACAUGCUUGUUUUAGGAGAAGACAACUUUGAUAAAAUAGAUGAGAACAUCCAGGAUCUAUGCGCACAGCUCAGACCUGAAAUCAUAGAGCUGACCAAAGUUCUCCCCAUCCCUAAUAGAGCAAAUGGGGCUCUUGGAAAUGAAGAUUUGCAAGUUUACAAAAGAUUGGUUCAACAUUUCACUGUCACAGAAGGAGUCACAGAAAGGUCAAAUUGGUGGAAGAAAAUGUAUCAAAACAGAUAAGAACAAC
Molecule: messenger RNA, 2035 nt
Organism: Moneuplotes crassus
Lineage: Eukaryota; Ciliophora; Spirotrichea; Euplotida; Euplotidae
Source: the annotation of a GenBank genome assembly